CGGGACCUCCGGUUGUGGAUCGCGAACCACGUUACGAGCUACCGGGACGCCAUAGACUAGACGGGCUUCCGGAACUCGUCCAGAGGCGGCGACUCUUUGCAGACGUCCCAGGGCACGAGAGACUACUGUUUGUCCUGUCUAAAAUGGGUGUGAAGAAGAAAAGAGAAAUGCAGGUUGCUGCGUUGACUGUUUGUCAUCAGGACCUGGAAAUUUUGAGAUCUUUUGCUGAUGCGGAAGGGAAAAAUCUAGCCUCUUUGUUGUUACAUUGUGUACAGCUCACUGAUGGAGUGUCCCAAAUCCAUUCUGUUAAACAGAUUGUGCCUUUUCUGGAGAAGGUAGAUAAAAAUGGUGUGUGUGAUCCUGCUAUUCAAAGUUGUUUGGAUAUUUUAGCAGGCAUUUAUUUUUCCUUGACUCUGAAGAAUCCCUUGAAGAAAGUUUUGAUAAGCUCACUGAAUGGCCUACCUAAGUUUUUUCUGACUGAGGCUAUACACAGUUUUACUUCUCACCUUCAAGAAGAAUUAAAUACUGCUGACUUAUAUUCUUAUAGAAAAGUAAUCGACAAUAUAUCUUCCUGCAUGGAGAACUUUAACUUGGGUAGAGCAAGUGUUGUCAAUCUACUUGAAAAUGUGCUUCAUUUUCUGCACAAGAGUUUAAUUGAAAUCCUGGAAGAAAACAGAAAAUUUUCUGGAAAUCAUAUUGUUCAAACACAGUUAAUGAAUGACUUGUUGGUGGGUAUUAGAGUUUCAAUGACAUUAGUACAGAAAGUACAAGGUCUCCAGAGUGAUCUUGGGAAUGAUUCUGGCUCUCCCAUCUGGCAAACUAUGUGUGGCUUGCUGAGCGUUUUCACCAAGUUUUUAAAUGAUGACGACCUACUGCAGACUAUUCAGAGCACAUCGGGAUUAGCUGUUAUUCUUUUUGUGAAGACCAUGCUCCAUCCAUCUGAAAAGCUUCCUGAGUUGAUCAGCAGCCUGCUUCUGCAAUCAGUUGACUGCACCAGCAUCCCUGAGUGGUUCAUGAACAGCUGCAGGAGCCUUUGCUGUGCUGACGUGCCGGCGUCAACUCUCUUAUUCCUGUGUCAGGGAACACUUGCUAUGUUGGACUGGCAGGAUGGGAGCAUGGGCCCAAGUGGGGAGGCUUUGCUCUUGGAUACUGUGCGUGUUUUGUUUACCUUGAGUUCACAGAUUAAGGAGUCAACACUAGAAAUGUUCCUGUCUAGAAUCUUGGCAUCUUGGACCAAUUCAGCCAUACAUAUCCUUGGAUCAAGUUCCCCAAGCCUAAAGGACUCUCUGAAUGGGGAUUCCAGCAUAGCUAGGAGACUUUUGGAAUACGUCUAUACACACUGGGACCAUCCAUUGGAUGCUCUGAGACACCAAACCAAAAUCAUAUUCAGAAAUCUUCUACAAAUGCACCGGCUCACUACAGAAGGGGCAGAUUUAGUGACCGACCCUUUCUUCCUGGAAUUGACUAAGAGUCUUCUCCAGUUAGAAUGGCAUAUUAAAGGGAAGUACGCAUGUCUUGGCUGUUUGGUUGAGAGUAUUGGAAUUGAGCAUAUUUUGUCAAUAGAUAAAACAAUUCCAUCUCAGAUCUUAGAGGUGAUGGGAGAUCAGUCAUUGGUACCUUAUGCAAGUGAUCUUUUGGAAACCAUGUUUAAGAAUCAUAAGAGCCAUUUGAAGUCCCAGACUGCCACCAGUACUUGGAUGGAUGAGUGGCAUGAGACUUGGGUUUCUCCUCUCCUUUCUAUACUGUGUGGAGGAAACUUGGACCAGAAGUCUUACGUGAUCGAUUAUUACUUGCCAAGGUUACUGAAUUACAGCCCUGAAAGUCUGCAGUACAUGGUAAAGAUCCUUCAGGCAUCUAUUGACACUGAAACCGGGGCUUGCAAUCGCAGAGGGGCUCUGGGAGCUUUGAUGGCAUGUCUGCGAACAGCUAGAGCUCACGGACAUCUUCAGUCUUCAACUCCUGCCUGGGACAACCUUGUGUGCGGUGCAAGGAUAAAGCAAGGCUUAAUUCACCAACACUGCCAAGUGCGGAUAGAUACACUAGGCUUGCUUUGUGAAAGUAACCGGAGCACAGAAGUGGUCUCUCUAGAAGAAAUGCAGUGGGUUCAGUUCUUUAUCAUGUACAAUCUCAACAGCCAGUCUCCAGGGGUGCGGCAGCAGAUUUGCUCGCUCCUUAAAAAGUUGUUUUGCAGGAUACAAGAAAGUUCUCAGGUACUUUAUAAGUUGGAGCAAAGGAAAUCCACACUUGACUCAGAGAACCAGUCCAGCAGAGAGCAGCCUCCUGUCUCUUUGCAGCAGUAUAAGAAUUUCAUGUCAUCUGUUUGCGACAUUCUUUUUGAAGCAUUGUUUCCUGGAUCUUCCUACUCAACAAGGUUUUCAGCUUUAAGCAUAUUGGGAUCGGUAGCAGAAGUGUUUCCUGUCUCAGAAGGUACCAUCCAACCAGUGUAUCAGCUGAGUCAUGACAUUGAUGCUGGCCGUUUCCAAAUACUGAUAGAAUGUUUUACUAGUACUUUUGAAGAAGUGAAAACCUUAGCAUUUGACCUUCUGAUGAAGCUGCCGUCAGUAACAGCUGGACAGUUUCAGGAUCCUGAGAAGCUGCAAGACCUGUUCCAGGCAGCAUUGGAGCUCAGCUCCAGCACAAAGCCGUACGACUGUGUGACUGCCUCCUACCUGCUGAACUUGCUGAUAUGGCAAGAUGCCCUGCCAGCCUCCCUUUCUGCCUCCUCAGCAUGGCUGCUCACAUGUGAGGCUGGAGAGAAGGCUGCAGUGCUGGAAAGGAACACAUUAGUGGUUAUUAAAUGCUUGAUGGAAAGUCUUGAGGAUGAGAUAUCUCAGGCUGAGGACUCCCUGCUUCAGGCCGCAUCCUCAUUUCCAAUGUAUGGAAGAGUCCACUGUAUAACAAGAGCUUUUCAGAAGUUGCCUCUACAUGACCUGCAGUUGGUGAGUGAGUGGAGGCUAGUGGUGGAGAGGCUUCUGCUGCUGUCCUACAGGCUCUCUGCUGUGGUGUCUCCUGUCAUCCAGAGCUCCUCCCCGGAAGGCCUCAUCCCUAUGGACACUGACUCAGAGUCAGCAAGCCGCUUGCAAGUCAUUCUCAAUGAGAUUCAGCCACGGGAUACUAAUGCUUACUUCAACCAAGCCAAAAUACUGAAAGAAUGCGAUAGCUUUGAUUUGGAAGACUUGAGUGCCAGUGUCUCAAAUAUUGAUAGCUUCGCAGAAAUCAAAGGCAGAGAAGGAAGAACAUGUGACGUCACUGCUCAGAUGGUCCUGGUGUGCUGCUGGAGGAGUAUGAAGGAAGUCGCUUUACUUCUUGGCACCCUCUGCCAGCUUCUCCCCAUGCGGCCUGUCGCCGAAUCUUGUAGUGGGUUACUAACAGUGCAGCAGGUAAAAGAAAUAGGAGAUUACUUUAAACAACACCUUUUACAAUCAAGACACAGAGGAGCAUUUGAACUGGCUUAUACUGGUUUUGUGAAACUCACUGAAAUAUUAAACAGGUGCUCUGAUGUGAGUCUGCAAAAGCUGCCGGAGCAGUGGUUGUGGAGUGUUUUGGAGGAAAUUAAAAGCAGUGAUCCCUCUUCCAAACUCUGUGCCACAAGGCGCAGUGCUGGGAUCCCUUUCUACAUACAGGCAUUGUUGGCUUCUGAACCAAAGAAAGGAAAAAUGGAUUUGUUGAAAAUAACAAUGAAAGAGCUGAUCUCUUUGGCUUUAUCUGUAGAUGCCUCAAAGGGCAUAGUCCCCCAGGUUCAUGCUUUAAACAUCCUCAGAGCCCUGUUCAGAGAUACACGUCUGGGAGAAAACAUUAUUCCUUAUGUUGCUGAUGGAGCUAAGGCUGCAAUUCUGGGAUUCACGUCACCUGUCUGGGCAGUGAGAAAUUCAUCCACACUUCUCUUUAGUUCCUUGAUCACAAGAAUUUUUGGAGUUAAAAGGGGAAAGGAUGAACUUUCCAAAACAAACAGAAUGACAGGAAGAGAGUUUUUCUCUCGCUUUCCAGAACUGUAUCCAUUUCUCCUCAAGCAGUUGGAAACUGUAGCCAAUACAGUAGACAGUGAGACGGGAGAGCCUGAUCGCCACCCCAGUAUGUUCCUCUUACUCUUGGUGCUGGAGAGACUCUACCCAUCUCCGAUGGACGGCACGUCGUCUGCACUCAGCUUGGCACCUUUUGUUCCUUUCAUCAUCAGGUGUGGUUGCUCGCCUAUCUACCACUCCCGUGAAAUGGCAGCUCGUGCACUGGUCCCCUUCAUUACAAUAGACCAAAUACCAAGCACCGUCCAUGCUCUACUAGACUCACUUCCCAACAGCACUGACCAGUGUUUCCGACAAAACCAUAUCCAUGGGACACUUCUGCAAGUUUUUCAUUUGUUACAAGCCUACGUUACAGACUCCAGACACAGAACAAAUGCAGAUUUUCAGCAGGAACUAAGUGACGUCAUUGUUUGUACCAAAGCCAAACUCUGGCUAGCCACGAGGCAGAAUCCAUGCUUGGUGACCAGAGCUGUGUACAUUGAUGUUCUCUUCCUGCUGACUAGCUGCCUGGACAGACCUGCAGAAGGCCAGCAGCCAGCUUUGGAGAGUCUUGGCCUCUGGGAUGACGUGAGAAGAAUUGUCUUGGGAUCAGAGCUGGUUACAGGGUUCCCCUGGACCUUCAAGGUGCCAGGCCUGCCACAGUACCUACAGAGCCUUACCAAACUCGCCAUCCCUGAAGUGUGGGCAUCUCUGGCUGAGGCUGAAGGACAGGUGGUUCCUGUUCCUCUCUCUUUCCCUCGGCUUCUGGAGUCUUCCUUUUCUGAAGUGCGCUUGUUAACCCUGGAAACCCUGCUGGAAAGGGCAACGUCCUCUGAACUGGAAGAGAAGGGACCACAUCCCUUGCUGUGUAGUAUGGGAGAAGAGUUCCUGCUGUUGGCGAUGAAGGAAAACCACCCAGGAUGUUUCUGCCGGGUCCUGAAGAUUCUCUAUCAUAUGAACCCCAGUGAAUGGCUUCCCCAGACAGAAUGCUGUGUUCACCUCUCCCCAAAGGAGUUCCUGAUCUGGACUAUGGAUAUUGCUUCCAAUGACAGAUCUGAAAUCCAGAGUGUCGCUCUGAAGCUUGCCUCCAAAGUCAUUGCCUACCACGUGCAGACAUGUGAGGAGAACAAGGAUUCCCUAGCCUCUGAGCUGAGGCAGUGGGUCCAGCUGGUUGUCCGGUCCUGUGGAGACCAUCUUCCUACUGCAUCUAGACUGGCUGCUGCUGCUGCCCUCACAAGCACCGCACCCCUGUUCCUCACCAGUCCCCAGCCCACUCUCGAAUUGCAGGACACACUUUCUCUCUGGAGGUGUGUCCUUACCCUUCUGCAGAGUGAGGAACAAACUGUCAGAGAGGCAGCCACGGAAAUCGUGACAACAGCCAUGUCCCAAGGAAACACCUGCCGGUCAACAGAAUUUGCCUUCUGCCAAGUGAAUGCCUCCAUUGCUCUGGCCUUGGCCUUAGCUGUUCUGUGUGACUUGCUCCGGCAGUGGGACCAGCUGGUACCAGGACUGCCCAUUCUCCUGGGAUGGCUGCUAGGAGAGGAUGAUGACCCGCAGGACCUUGUGCAGAGCCCACGUCAGGGAGAAGAUGACUACAUAUUCGAAAAAUCAGAAGUCAACUUUUGGGCUGAGACUCUGACCUUCGUGAAAUACCUAUGUGGGCAACUCUUCCAUCUCCUCUGUCAGUCUGGCUGGCCGUCCCCUCACUCCCAGAAGCUCUGUCACCUGCAAACUAUAGCAUCAGAGCAGCGUCACCUCGUCUCUCAGCUCUUCAGAGAACUUCCACUCUCGGCUGAAUUUUUGAAGACAGUGGAGUACACGAGGCUGCGCAUUCAGGAGGAAAGGACUUCAGCUGUCCUGAGGCUGCUGGCCUUCCUGGAAGGAAAGGAAGUUCUCAGAGCUGAAGACUGUCCUAGGGAAUGGAGACAGUUAAUGGCCCCAAGAACAGAAGCAGCAUGCUGAAAGACGGCCGGCUCCCAGCUCUGCUCUACAAGAAACAUGUUGGACAGAAAGUGAAACUCUUCCCUUUUGUGCCUCCCCCACUGUGGGAGCCUAAGCUUCCUCCUGCAGGGUGCUUUGUCUUUACACUCGUCAGGGCAGCCCGGUUUACAGCUCCUCUAGGAAGUGAGGCUGCUAUGUUGAAUAUUUACUCUGUUCCCAGGUGCAGGCCACCUGCAGGCCUGAAUUAACCUUUUCUAUCACGAAGAACUGCCAGUCCAGCCAGAGUAUAUUUUCCAUACACUGACUAUGAGUUUUAGCACACACAAGUUCCCCCACCCCACGUACAGACAAACACACACACACAUACACACACAGUGCUCUUUUGUCUGUUUUGGUUUGGGCUCUGUAUAGGAGUUGGAAUACUUACCAAACAGCCUAUUUGGCCAUAUUUUUAAACUUUCUUCCAUUUUAGCAAUGGAGAAAUAUAUCCCAAGUGUUGGGUUCUGGGAGAACUAAGAAUCCCCCCCAGGCAAUGCUUGUGCUUUAUUAUCUACGUGCACAAGUCCCUCCAGUCUUUCCCAGAAACGCCUGUGAAUGCUAGGAAACCUGGUUGUUGCCGUCAGCUAUUUGAAGGAGUUUGGGCGAAAGAGAAGCCUGAACAGUUGCUUGAUUAGUUUGACGCCUACACUGUUUACUGUGCUGUGAUUGGUGGACGCAAUGAAAUGACUCUUAUUUCAGAUGUUAAUAAACACAUUUAAUCCACUUCAGUGAUUCCAUCUAGAAACCUUAAGGGUUUUCCUCAGUUCCAAGCCCAGCCAACAGGCUUCCCCCGGAUACCCAGCAGGUGGCACCCUUGCACACAUUAUGCUGCUAGUCUACUUCUUUAGCUUACUAUAUUAAAACUUAUUUUAAACUAUUAUCAGCACUGUGCAUGAUGGUCGGGCACCCAUGCCACAGCAUGCAUGUCUGUGGAAGUCAGAGUCAGUUUUCUCCUUCCACCUUUACAUGGGUUCCAGAAAUCCAACUCAGGUUCAGGCUUGCAUAGCAAGAGCCUUUAUCCACUGAGCCAUACAUAGCAUUGCUGGCCUGGCUUACCACUGGUAAUACAUACUUUCAUCACAGACAGGUCCCAUCAAAUUGGAUGUGCUGUAGCCUGAGCCACAUUCCUAGUUACCUACAAAGACCAUGCCAGCAAUAGUUAGAAACUUGUAGGGGCUAUAAAUCCGUUCCCAGAUGAAUGGUCACUUAGGGCUACGGGGAAAGGGAAUCGAAUACACAGACUAGAGAGGCAUUUACUAGGCCCUUUCCUUCUGCAGAAAAGCUGAGAUUUCGAAUGGAAUUGGUCCUU
Molecule: messenger RNA, 7287 nt
Organism: Chionomys nivalis (European snow vole)
Lineage: Eukaryota; Metazoa; Chordata; Mammalia; Rodentia; Cricetidae
Gene: Thada
Product: THADA armadillo repeat containing
Exons: 38
Coding region: 144-5960 (1938 amino acids)
Biological process (GO): tRNA methylation
Cellular component (GO): cytosol
Source: RefSeq, a predicted model, not a curated record